This is a messenger RNA of Monodelphis domestica (gray short-tailed opossum), 5011 nucleotides long. The record is from RefSeq and is a predicted model, not a curated record. Lineage: Eukaryota; Metazoa; Chordata; Mammalia; Didelphimorphia; Didelphidae.
CACUCCACCGGGCCGUCCUCGGCUCGGUACGGCCCGGCGGGUCCGCGGGCUCCUACUCCGCCCGCCCGGCGAGGCGUGGCCGUCGUCUUCCGGGCCUGGCCGGGGAGGGGGCGCCAGCCCUGCUCCCCUACCCCCUGGGCCUCUCCUUUCCCCUAUCCCGGGGCCAGGAGCUUCAUGGUCCCGUCUACCUGCUCACGUACUGGGGAGGUACAACUCCGACCCCUGCCCCCAUUCCCUAGGACCCCCCCUCCUCAUAGCUCACCCACUCACAUACACGUACACGCACACACACUUGUUCGGGAGGUGCUGUUUGGAAGAACCCGGGAGGACGACCCUAGGGCUCAAACCUUGCAUUUGAGAAACGUUUCGAACCCCUGAAUAGGAAACAAUUGACAUGUGUUCGAGUCCCCUUCCUCUCCUCCCCCUCGACCCCCCAGCCCGGGGGCCCCAUUCAUUUAAUUGCUUUGUGGGUGCCUUUUAUACGAAAUCUUGAUAAAAAUCUUAAGAUUUACGUUUAGCCUCCAAGAUUACAUAAAGAUCCCUAGGGAGGAAGAGUUCUCCCACUGCCCUUGGCCAAGAUUUCCCUCCGCCUCCCCUGAGGAAAAAAAAAAUUGACAAACAAAAAACUUACCUUCUAUCCCCCAACAGCUUUUGCCUUCUUGACAGACAUCCCCUUCCGCCACAACAGGAGAUGGACAUGUUUCAGCAACCCUAUCUCUUGUUUGUGAAGCCCUUUGGGUUUGAGAGGCGCCAUUGAAAUCCUAAAAUGUUAUUUAGGGAUAAUCGAUUCGGACGGGUUUUGCCAUGGGAAUGGCAGGGGAGGGUUCUGCUUGGCAGUUCUAUUGAAGUGCUAUUGACCUGCAGCUUUGUCUGGGAGGGAUGAUCGGGACUCGGGGCUAAUAACACAAUCUGCUGCUGCUUUGAAUUCUCAGCAACCACCUAACCUUUCAACAAUGGAAUAUAAAGUGUCUCUGUGUGUGUGUUUGCUCUCAUGAUUUUCCCACUAAAGAUGCCAGCCUGGUUUUCUUAAAUAACCCACUCAAACAGAAAAGAGAUCGUUGCGCCUUGAAUCUGAAGAACAGUUUUAUUAUGCACUGACGUGUUCAUGUACAAACUGUGUGCACACCAACUACACUUGCGAAACGGAUGGGGUCUGUAUGGUUUCCAUUUCCAACAUGGAUGGGACAGAGCACCAUUCUCGAACCUGUAUCCCCCAGGCUGAGCUGGUUCCAGUAGGAAAGCCCUUCUACUGCCUCAGCUCAGAUCACGUUCGAAACACACACUGCUGCCGCACUGACUUCUGUAACAAGAUUGACCUUAGGGUGCCCAGUGGUCACCUGAAGGACACUCCAUCCAUGUGGGGCCCUGUGGAGCUGGUGGCUGUCAUUGCUGGCCCAGUGUUCCUCCUUUUUCUCAUCAUCAUUGUCGUUGUCUUUGUUAUUCACCAUCAUCAACGGGUUUAUCACAACCGCCAGCGGCUGGACAUGGAGGAUCCCUCAUGUGAAAUGUGUCUGUCCAAAGACAAGACGCUUCAGGAUCUCGUCUACGAUCUGUCUACUUCAGGAUCUGGCUCAGGGUUACCACUCUUUGUCCAGCGCACAGUGGCUCGUACAAUUGUCCUACAGGAGAUCAUAGGCAAGGGCCGAUUUGGGGAAGUGUGGCGUGGUCGGUGGCGAGGCGGAGAUGUGGCUGUGAAAAUUUUCUCCUCCCGAGAAGAGCGGUCUUGGUUUCGGGAAGCAGAAAUAUACCAGACGGUCAUGUUGCGCCAUGAAAAUAUUCUUGGAUUUAUUGCUGCUGACAACAAAGAUAAUGGUACUUGGACCCAGCUGUGGCUUGUUUCUGAUUAUCAUGAACAUGGUUCCUUGUUUGAUUAUCUCAAUCGGUAUACAGUGACUAUCGAGGGGAUGAUUAAGCUGGCCUUGUCUGCUGCUAGUGGAUUGGCACACCUGCACAUGGAGAUUGUAGGUACCCAGGGGAAGCCUGGAAUUGCACAUAGAGACUUGAAAUCAAAGAACAUCUUGGUGAAGAAAAAUGGAAUGUGUGCGAUCGCUGACCUAGGCCUUGCUGUCCGUCACGAUUCAAGCACAGAUACUAUUGACAUCGCACCAAAUCAGAGGGUGGGAACCAAGAGGUACAUGGCCCCUGAAGUGCUGGAUGAAACCAUCAACAUGAAGCACUUCGAUUCCUUUAAGUGUGCUGACAUUUAUGCCUUAGGGUUGGUGUACUGGGAGAUUGCCCGAAGAUGCAAUUCAGGAGGAAUUCAUGAGGAAUAUCAGUUGCCAUAUUACGAUCUUGUGCCCUCCGACCCUUCCAUUGAGGAAAUGAGGAAGGUCGUGUGUGACCAAAAGCUUCGACCCAACAUCCCCAACUGGUGGCAGAGUUAUGAGGCAUUACGGGUGAUGGGGAAAAUGAUGCGGGAGUGCUGGUAUGCCAAUGGAGCUGCCCGUCUGACUGCCCUGCGCAUCAAGAAGACCCUGUCGCAGCUCAGUGUGCAGGAAGACGUGAAGAUCUAGUUCCUUCCCUACCCCGUCCACAUGCAGCUCGGGGCAUCCAGAACCACACAGAAACCUGCCAUGCUAGAGGCUGACGGAGGCCUACCUCUUGUUUCUGCUCAGCCCUGUGUCCCAGGCUAGCCUGGGCCACGGCAGGGAAAGAGCCUAGGAGAGACGCUCUCGCCCACCCGGGGUUUGAGACAUCCUUUUUAUGUUCACCUCCAGUUGGCACAGAGACUGGCGAGCUGCCGGCACAGAGGCCUCGGUGCCGCGCUUUCAGCUUUCUUCCUGCGGAGAGCCGAGCCCCGGCCCUCGGCUAGCCUGGCUGGCCCUGUCCCAGGGACAGCUUGGGAAAGGGCCGGGAAGGAGCGACGGUCUUGCCGUCCCAGGCCGCUGGUGAGUUCCCUUCUGGAGCCCUUGCAGCGCCCACAGAAUGGCCCAGAGGAACUGAGGUCCCGCCCCCCGGGGGCAGCUUUGAGCCAAAUGUUCCCCUCCUCCCUUGCACGAACAUCUGGAGAAAUUGUCCACAGAGACGGAAGAGGCCGCCCGUUGUGUCCGUUCCAGCUGUGUGUGCAUGUGCGGAGGCGUCUCUCCUCGUGCCAGGCCCAUGCCAGGCCCUUUCACCUGUGUGUCUGUCCGCGCGUGUGUGUGUCUGUCCGUCUGUCGGUACGUCCUUCCCUGCUCGAGCUUCCUGUGCAUGUGCAAGCCUGGGGUGCAGUCCGUCGUGUCUCCGUCUUAGUGUGCUGGUGCCUCUGUUGGGUCGGGAGCAAAGUGUUCUCCCCGGACUAGCCCCUUGCCGGGUGCCCCUCCCUGCCCUGCCCCCCCCUCAUUUCAGACUUUGGAGCCAAAGCUGGCACUGCGUGGCCGUUCUGCUUGGUGCCACCCAGUUGCCUGUGGGUGGGGAGAAUAUCCGAGAAAUCCAAGUAUGGGGCAGGUGGCGGGGGGAGCUGGGGGGGUGCUCCGGCCAGAAUUCCGUCUUCACUGGCGCUGAGGAUGAGCGGGGCAUGGAAGGACCCAGAACCCGAGAGUGGCACAGGCGCGCCCCUCUUCCUGGAGUCCUGCACCCUGGAAGCAGCGGUGUGCAUUUUGGGUGGUGGCUGAGUUAUUUGGGGUGAGGGGGGCAGGGGACUGCUUGGGGUUGGUUUUCCUGGAUGAUCCGGGAAGGGCAGGUGGGAAAUGCGCAUCCAUGUCAGGGCCGAGCUGGCAGGACCGUCUGAUUUCACCCGGGCAUUCAGUGGAGUAGAAGCAAGGUUGUGGGGGGUGAUUCGGCGGCGGCUCUUCCUGUAUAAUAACUCUGAAGCCAUAACUUUUAACUGGAGUGGUUUGGUUUUUUUAUGUUACUGGGAGGGUCUGGAUUUUAACUUUUUUUAAUCUUGUUAAUUGUUCGUAAAAGGAACCUCUCUGUGUGAUUACCUCUCGACCUAUUUUGUUUUUAAAGAGAUCACUGAAAGCGAAAAGAGAAUCUAUCCGAUCAGAUGCACACAGCUUAACCACACUGGAACUGUUUGUCAUGUGUACCUGAGCCUGUACCCCUCCCUGCUUUGGGGGCCAGUCCUCCCCUCCCCCCAGCCGUGGCUGGGCCCUCUCUCCUGAGCCAGGUGGUGGCGGGCCCGGGGCCCAGUCUGUCCAGCAUCCUGUAUGCCCUGGAGAGCACAGCAGCCAAGACACCAAAGGCGGCCCCUGUGUGGCCGAGAAGAGCGCGCGGUGACCACCAGACUUACCUGGCUCAGGCGGAGGUCUCCCCCUCUCCUUCCCCUCACUCCCGAGGAGAACUUUCUUUGCCUUUGCUGACCUGUGGAGGGAGGUGGGGGGGGGGGCGCUCCCUGAGCCCUUCUUUUUUCCUCCCCUUAUUUAUUUUUCUGUUGUAUUGCUCCUUUUCCUACAUUAUGGAAAUUAUCCCUAAAUACUUGAGGCCAGUCGGCCGAAGAAAAAUGUUUUAGCACUUAUUUCAGUCGGUCGGGGGCAUCGCUCCCGCCCCCUUGUGGCCUCCGCUUGGCCCUCCCCAGAGCAGAGCGGUGGGGCUUCCUAAGCUAAGGAGGAUGGUAGGAAUUGAAGACUCCCGAGUGUCUACUUGUAGCUGUCCCUUCUCCCACGACCCCACGUGGAUCCUCGAGCACUUAGCGGCCCCCUGGUGGGUUCAUUGUGGCUCGCCACCCCCGAGUCCAGCCACCUCAGGGGAAGAAUGUGGCAGCGGUUUGGGGGACCCCGAAAUCACUACCUGAUCAUUAGGCACCCAUCAGCCAAGGCCCCCUUGGGUCCUGAGGGUGGCUGCGCCUUUGGGUCCUUGAUUCACAGACCAAGUUCAAGGCCGUUCUGACGUCGCCAUCAAGCCCUGGAACGGCUCCGCGGUACUUGUUAUUUUGUACAUUUUCUUAGAAAGGACUGCAAAAUAGCCACUUAGACACUUUACCUCUUCAGUAUGCAAAUGUAAAUAAAUUGUAAUAUAGGAAAUCUUUGUUUAAUAUAAGAACAAGCCUGUCCGAUUUCUGCUGUACAUGAUUAAAAUGUUUUAUUCAUCA